UGGUUGCAUUGCACUUGCCUCAUGAUGCAUUUUCAGUUGUUUGCGGGUGAGGAACUCCCUCGGGACGUCAUUUGCCGUCGCCAGUCCUUCCAACUCAAGUACAGGAAAGUGCACCUGAUUCCCGACUUCCCUCGAUGAAGAGAUCAGUCGUGUCUACUCUUCUGGCCGACUUCUCUGUCCUCCGUCUUCUAUCCUAACCAAACAUCGACCAAAAUUCCAUCUUCCAACGAUAGCUUGUUACUGCUUUACCUUACCUUGUUUACUUACUGUUGCAUCAAAUCCUCUGACACAAAGGUACCAUCGCGGCCGAUGGAUGAUGAUUCUGCAAUGGCUAACCCAUCACAGAUUCCCAUCAUCCUCCAUCAGUCUCCAGCUCUCAUACCCACAUCCAUCAAGGCUUCAUCGAUCUAUCUCGACGCCAUCAUGCAUUUCAUCAAGCUAGCCACCGGCACUUGCAUCAUUGCAGCCAGCAGUGCUGUCGCUCAACAGAGCCUUGGUCAGACGCAGUCCUACGAGCAGGUCUCUAGCAUGACUGUCAAUGCCCUCGUCAACGACUUCCGCUACAAUGGCGAUGUCACCGUCCUUCGUGGUCUCAUCGACAUUGCCUUUGCUGCAUUGCAGUCUGAAGCCGCUCUGGUUGCAUCUUGUCUCCAGUCCAGUAGCAGCAGCACUUCUUCUGGGAAGGGUAAUUCACCUGCCACCUCGGCACCAACGCCCAGCUCUGGAUCUGUCCUCAAUCCAAGCAUGCCCAAUCCACCUCCUCUCAAUGUUCCGGUGCCUGUCCCAGCAGGUCCCGGUCCAGUCAUCCCUCCUUCUUCAUCAUCUUCACCAUCUGCUGGUCAACCUGUUACAACUCCCAAUCAUCCAUCAGCUGGCCAGCCCGCCAAUGCUGCUGCUCCGCCAGUAGCUCCUGCAGGUAUCGGGCAGUCACCAUCAUCGGGCUCAUCGCCCUCAUCAGGAGGCUCAUCUCCAGCUGGAGGUAGCAACGUCCAGCCUCCCUCUCCAACGUCUGGCGGGAACAAUGCACAAUCUUCCGAUCCACUCGGCAACUCAGGUAGCUCUGGCUUCUUGACCUCGCUCAUUCCACUGUCACGAUCAAGUUCCAACGGCUCCAUGUCUGCUGGCCUACCUCUGAGCAACUCCAACGGCUCGGGCAUUCUCAGCCCUGCAGGCGGUCCCCGCCCUCUCGGCCCUGUUACCUCAGGUGCAAACAACCCUCUCGGCUCACUCGUGUCUGGCGUCGGCAGUGCUGUGACUGGAGCUCUCGGCGGCGUUGUCAGCGGUCUGCCUACUCCGCUUGGUGGUAUCGUCUCAGGAGUCAAUGGAGUUACUGGCGGCGCUCUCUCUGGUGUCGGCGGACUUCUUGGUGGUGCAGCCGCUACGCCUGCAUCCGGAGCUGGAGGUCUCAUCCCCAACGUCGCUGGAGCUGCGGGCGGUCUCGUCUCAGGAGUUGGUGCUGCUGCUACUGGUAUUCUGGGCGGCAUCGGAAGUGCCCUGCCUGGUCCUCUGGGUGGCGUGGUCUCUGGAGUCGGCAAUCUUGCUGGUGGUGUUCUAUCAGGAGUCGGAGGCUUGGUAUCCAACGUUGGGGCCGCUGGUAGCAGUCUUCCUACCGCUUUUGGUGGAGCUGUCUCAAAUGUUGGUGCAGGCGCUGGUGCACUCGUCACUGGCUUGACUGGUGGUAUUGCCGGCGCGCUUCCAGGUCCAUUGGGUGGUGUUGUAUCAGGAGUCGGAAAUGCAGCUGGCGGAGUGGUGACUGGUCUCCUCGGUGGCGUUGGUGGAGCUGUUGGUGGUCUUCUUGGUGGCCUACUCGGCGGCGGAGCCUUGCCAUCUUCAAUUACAGGCACGCCAUCUCCCGUUUCUGGUGUCGUCGUCUCUGCAACCAACGGAGCUGUCGCCACUUGCACCAACCUUGUCUGUCUGCAGGCAUCUCUUCCAGGGCUUUUGGGUCUUGACCUUGCUGCUGUUCCAACCGGAAGUUCAGCUGACUCUCUUCUCAACGUCGGCGUCAAGAUCCUUGGAGGUGGCAAUGCACCAGCUGCUGCACCUGCCGUGACAACCAAUCUCAACGCCAUCAUUGCUGCUGCCAGCCAGGUCUCAUCUGUGGUCAGUGGCAGUCAAUGCUCAAACCUCAUCUGCCUUCAAGCUUCUCUUCCAGGAGUCAUUAGUCUCAGCGUCGGAGCCAUCCCAACCACAGGUGCCAACUUGGGCAACCUUCUCGGAGUUGGUCUCAACCUCUUCAAUGGUGGUCAAGCACCAACCAUCGCCACUGUCUCUGCAGGUACCGGUUCAGCAAUCGUCGCCGCAGUCACCACUUCGGUCUCAAUCACUCCAGCAUCUGUGGCUGGACAACCUUCGCCAACUGGACAAUGGGUCCCCUACACCUCAUGGAUGUACAUUGCUCCUGGAGGCGGCUUGCUUUGAUUGACUUGAUUGACAUUGCAACAAUCAUGAUAAAAUAGUGGUGUCUGUGAUCGAUUAUAGGAAUAUUUUAUGACAGUUUCUAAUACCAAAGCAUGUUCUACGUACCACUCUGUGCCACUCUACUCGUUGUGCAAUGUGACCUUCAUCGUUUGAGUACCUCCUUUGCAACCUUCUUCUCGGUCUGCUCGAGCAGGGUCAUCAUGGCAGUUCGCCUGUCCGUAGCACCAUCUCCUUGUAGCACAACCUUGGUAGCGGGUAUGAUCUUUGGGUACCUUGGGUCCGCGGCCUCUUCACCGACA
Aureobasidium subglaciale EXF-2481 is the source of this 2720-nucleotide messenger RNA. RefSeq lists its product as uncharacterized. Lineage: Eukaryota; Fungi; Ascomycota; Dothideomycetes; Dothideales; Saccotheciaceae. The transcript has a single exon. The record is from RefSeq and is a predicted model, not a curated record. The coding region runs from base 328 to 2421 and encodes 697 amino acids.